Molecule: messenger RNA, 4702 nt
Organism: Zootoca vivipara (common lizard)
Lineage: Eukaryota; Metazoa; Chordata; Lepidosauria; Squamata; Lacertidae
Product: urokinase plasminogen activator surface receptor
Source: RefSeq, a predicted model, not a curated record
UGUUAGUAGAAUGUGCGCGCUGCCUCUUUGCAAAAUAGUAGUGUUUGUAAAGCGCCACCUAACGGCAUACAGCAGAACUACUGCCUCUAUCUAAUUCUAGUUUUGCGCUAGACUCUGCUCAUGCAGGAAGCGACCAAAACAAAAAAUCUGUUAUCAUACGAAAUAUAUUUAAUAUAUUUUUUAUUCUAAUAGCAUCUUGCGGACCCCUCUGGCAUAGCUCGCGGACCCCUGGGGGUCCCCGGACCACCUGUUGGGAACCACUGCACUAGAGCAAAAACUGUGAUGGUGACAGAAGCACUUACAUGGCCGCCGCGCCCCGAUUGCCUCCCUCUGAGGACCCCGUUGCUCCUUCCUAGAGCAGCGGAGGAGCUGGACGUGGAGGGCCUCACCUCUGGAUUAAAUUUUCUGUUUUUUUCAAUUUCAAAUACACAUUUUACACCCUUAAGAUAUCAAUGACAUCGCUUCUUCUCUUUCCAUGGUUUAUUUUACAUAUCUCAAAUCCUUGCAUAUUUUACAAAAACUAUACCAAUCAGUUUUCCAUUAUUGCAUCCAUCAAAACUUACGGUAUUUGCACUGUUGAAUUUAUCUUAAUGCUGCCAGUGUUUUCAGGUGUAUACAAUUAUUUUCCAUAUAUUCAAUAAAUGACACUUGGGGAUUUCAGUCUGAAUUAUCCCCAAAGUACUUUUUUUUUUUGGGAAAGUACUUUUAAAUAUAUUUUUUUCAAUCCAUUUUAGAUCAUUUCCCAAUACCCUUUUACAUGUCCACCCCACUGCCUGAGGUCUUUGUCUCAGUCUGCCUAAUAGAAGGGCCGGCCAACUUCUGUAAUCCUGCAAGACCACAAGACCCUGCACUGGGUCCCUGACCUGGGUUUACAUUUUAAGGCCGCUAGAAAGUGAGUUGGAUAAUUAAUGACUGUUGGUCUGUGGCUGCUAAACAGAAACUGUUCUGAUGAGGUUUUUCAAGAUUGCCCAGACUUCCCAAUCCUCGUGUGUUGGCCAUGUCGCAACAAUCCAGUUCCUCAGAAAUGACAUGUUCCAACUUGGUACGGUGAACUCAGUCGUAUUUGGAUAUGAUAAACGUUCUCGAUUCAUGGAAGUGGCAUUGAUGACGGGGAGGAAGGGGUGUUGGCCAGAUACCCAGGCCCCUGUGUGGAUAAGCACAUAACAGCAUAUGAACCACAAGGCAAUGAGACUAACCUGCAGGGAGAUCCAUUUGUGCCUCUGCAAAAAUCAACCACAACUGGUAAGUGUUGGGGUAGAGCUGAUCAGCGCUUAAGUCAUUUUCAGUAGCAUUGGAUCGUAUCCUGUUAGGUUUUACUCAGAGCAGACCACUGAAAUUAAUUUGCAUGAUUAUAUUAAGCCCGUUAAUUUCAAUGGUCUGUUCUGGAUAAAACUUAGAAGAAAUCACCUUCUUUGUUUAAUUUAAACCCUGCAAGUGGGGAUUUGCAAACUGGCCAAUUACAGUUUUCCCGUUUUCCCAUUUUUAAAUUCAGUUCUCCACAUUUCCACAAUGGCCUGCAAUUAGAAAACCCAGCAGCAUUUUAGUAUGUUAGCUUCACUAAUAAGCGCAUUAGUGAAUGUACACUUUAGCAUAUAUGCAUUUUUGUAGAAUCGCACUUCAAAAUCAAAAUGUGGAAGGAUGAUUGGUUUCCUCAGAGGGUGAUUAGUUUUGCCUUCAAAUGCAAACUGAAUCCAAUUUCUCCCGCUUCCCAAAGCCUUAAGUGAACAGGUACCAGCUGAGUCUGAAAUGGACGGCUGUUGCUAGAUCAAUGUCUUUUAUAGAUAGCAACUGCUGGGAACUUUCUCCAUGCCAAGUUCUGUAAGGACGGUGAUGAAAAUUAGCUGGGAAACGGGAUUUCCCAGUUGGGGGUGCUGUUAGAGGCUGACCCCCUGGGUCAUUUCCAUGGACUCUCCCUGUUGUAAAACGUAAAAAAAAACAAAAGUUUUAUUUUGCUUACAGAGUGUCUGGGGGCACUGCAGAUAGGCAAGACCUCAGCAAUCCGGUAUCUUAAUUUGUCCAGACGCAUCUAUGCAUCUAAAAGGCCCUUUACACUGGUGGUUCCCCUGUUGUGGAAUGACCUCCCUAGUGCAGUGUACCUGUUUCCAUUAUUACCAACUUCCAGGAGGAAUCUGAAAACAGUCCUUUUUACCCAGGCAUAUUGCUGGCAACCUCGAGAUCAUUGAUUGGAAGCAUGUUUUUAAUUGUAACUGCUUUGAGAUGUUUUUAACUGCAAUUGUUUUUAGAAUGUCAUCAACUGUUCUAAAAAAAUUUUUUUGCAUUGUUUUUAAAUUGUAUAUCUGCUUGCCACCAUGGGCUCCUUGGAUUGGAAGAGCAGGAUAUAAUUGCAAUCAUUCAAUAAAUCGGCGCUUGAAUGCAAAUUGGUAUCAUUCGCUUACGGACAGAGUCAUCUGUGCAUCUUUGCAGUGCUCUUCCUUCCCAUAAUAAAAGACCUAACAUGCCGGUUUCCCCCUGUUCUUCUCAGCUCUUCCCUUCAUCAUCUCCUGUUCUGAAGGUUUCAAACACCCCCUUGCCCAAGCUUCAUUCUAUGUUUCCGAAGUCAGCUUCCUGACAAGCCCUCACCUCUGAAGCAAGCCAGGUUUGCUCCUCCUCAUCUGAACAUCAAAGCUGCCAUGAAGUUUCAGUUGUCCCUUGUGAUCUUCAUAUUCUGCCUUGGCGCAGCCGACAGCUUGACAUGCCAGAAGUGCUUGAGCAAGAAUGGGAAGUGUGCACAGAACGAAGUGGAGGUUUGUGGCCAGUCUCAAGACGCUUGCUUCAUUGAGACCAAGGACUACGCUGGUUUGGAUGCAGGAACGGUGAAACUGGGCUGCGGCGACUCGAAUUUGUGCCGCCGCUAUCAGAAAGGGAACAGGGGAUCUUUAAGCUGGUCGAUGUAUUGUUGCUCCUUCGAUCUAUGCCAGCCUCUGACACGUGAUGUUCACGGAAAUGGAUCAAAGAAUGGAGUGCAGUGUCAAACCUGCAUCGGGAGCGCAGCUGAAUGUGGCCGCAAUGCGCCCACAGGGCCAUGCUAUGGGAGUGAAGACCACUGUGUGCAGAUCUCCCAGCGCUUCCUGCCAGGUGAAGAAACAGAACCCAUCAUAAAGGGGUGUGGAGGCAGUUCUUUUAAGGACACAUUGGUGGCGUACCAGAUCGGGAGAGAUUUUGCCUUUGUUGAGCAAAAGGUCUGCAGCAGUUCCAACUGCAACAACAGGAGCUUCCCAGUCAUCACUUCCGGACAGCCCAAUGGGCUGCAAUGCUACACCUGCCAGGAGUCUGGGCAUGGGGAGUGCACUCAGGACAGACUGCAAGUUUUAAAUUGCACAGGAGUCAUGGAUCAGUGUGUACAUGUCUUCGACAGAGAGAACAGAACUGUGACCUUUCAGAAAGGCUGUGCCACCGAGACCAUGUGCAGCAGCUACAAGGAUAUCUAUUCCAAACUGAUGGGGCUGGAUUCCUUUGUCGAGUGUUGCAAAACGUCCCUCUGCAACCAAGCCAGAGAGCAUUCUGGUCCAGAAAUGCUACUAAUGGUGUCUGCUUCUGCCUGGUGGCUGGCAUGGAUGGCUUGACAAUAAUGGCAGCUGUCUAGGUGAGCCUUCAAAAAAGGAUCGGGCCAGUCUUUGAAGGUUGGUUGUAUACAUGGGAAGAGGUCUCGCUGGCUACUGGGGCUCCUUUAUCUGCUUGGAAGUAGGUGGCACUGAAGCACUGCUCCCCUACUGUCUAUAUGCCAUGCCAAGACUGGAUUACUGCAAUGUGCAGCAUGUGGGGCUUUCCUUGUGCUUGAUCUGGAAGCUGCAGUGAGUGCAGAAUGCUGCGGCAAAAGACUUAAGACCCCGGUCAGCAGAGGACACCUUUGUUCAGAGGCCUGCAGUGGUUGCCAAUUUGCUGCUGGGCCAAGUUCAAAGAGUUACUAUUGGUAUAUAAAGCCCUUAACAAAUUGGAACAAAUUGGAACCAGUUUACCUGUGAAAUCGUCUUACCCCACAUCUUGUAUGCCUGCUUGACUGCUUCGAUUACAGAUGCCACAAAAUAUUUGUAAGAAAUCGACCUUUUUCUGUGGCAGCAUCCCUGCCUAUUGACAUCAGCUAGCAGCCUUCAUUGUUCUAUUUUCAGUGCCUGCUAAGACCCUUUUUGCUUAAGCAAGCCUACCCAGAUAUGUAGAUAUGUGUUUUAAUCUUUUUUUUAGCUCAUUGUUGAUUUUAUUAUUUUUUGAAUAUUUUAAAUAGCUGUUUUUACUGAUAAUUUUUUUUUAACAAUCAAGUGGUAUGGAAAUUUUAUGAACUAAAUAAACAAUAAAUAAAACAUACAAUGUCAAAAUAGGGUGCUUUGGGAGGGGCGGCUCCCACACCUACAGUUCACAUGCAAUGCCGUUUCUUGGCUAGAGUGGGCAUUUGAUUUCUAAGCGUCUCAUCUUCUCACUGCCUGCAUGAGGGACAUCCAUGCAGGCUCACAGAUACAAGUCUCAAAUGUGGCUGUGUUAAGGGUUGUUGUUGUUUAGUCGUUUAGCCAUGUCCGACUCUUCGUGACCCCAUGAACCAGAGCAUACCAGGCACUCCUGUCUUGCACUGCCUCCCGCAGUUUGGUCAGACUCAUGUUGGUAGCUUCGAGAACACUGUCCAACCAUCUCGUCCUCUGUCGUCCCCUUCUCCUAGUGCCCUCAAUCUUUCCCAACAUCAGGGUCUUUUCCAGGGAGUCUUCUCUUCUCAUGA